Messenger RNA from Trichobilharzia szidati, 1592 nucleotides. The record is from the annotation of a GenBank genome assembly. NCBI's taxonomy places the organism in Eukaryota, Metazoa, Platyhelminthes, Trematoda, Strigeidida, Schistosomatidae.
CACAAUUUUAUUGGAACUUAUUGACAAAAAAAUUUUCCAAGCGAAAUUUCAACCAACGUGAGAUAUAAAUCCAGCCUAAGUCUAGCCCAUUUUCCUUUAGGAGAAUUGAAAAUUGAAAUUUAUUCUUUGGAGCGGUAUUACACAGCUUGCGUUAUGGAAGAUGGCUCUGAAUCUCUGAGAAACAGUAACUGGAAUGUGAGAAAACAAGCAGUCGCUUCUCGGCGACACGUCGAGCUUGUCGGAUUUUCAGAGACGCUGUCAGAAAUGUAUAAUAGCGUCCUCCAUUAUGUCAUGGAGCUAUACCGAAAUGACAGGGAAUGUCAGUAUUCUUGGCAACACUUUAGAAGUGCAGCAGAUAGACUGGCUGAGAUGCAUAAAUUUGUAAAACUCACAAUACUUAAGACAUAUGAAAUUGGGAUUGUCGAGGGAGCGGCUUCUUUUUCUUCCGAUUUCUUCGAAAAAAUACGUGAUGUACAGCUUCAAACAGGAAACGAGAAUAUCCCAUUCGACUACCUCCGACAGUAUCUUUCCAGGCCAGAUGAUCCUCCACCGAAGUCUUUGCGGCGUAUCAAACGUGUGGCUGUCCGCCGACGGUCAAGACCUAUACACAAUGUUAGGGAGAUGGUUGAACACCACAUUAGCCUGACGGAUAUAAACCGUAGACAGACUGAAACAGGCUCUUCAUCUUAUGCUCAACAGUCCACAACAGGACAGUGGGAGGCAGGAAAUAAACAGUCAAAUUGGACUGAUAUACAAAACACAUCAUCACCUUUGUACGCUGAUACAGAGGUUGACUGUCGUAGUGAAGACAGUAUAACGUCACAGAGUAGUUGUAGUUGUGAUGAGUAUUCAACAGAUACCUCAAUUUCAACUCAAGAAGAUGAUGAAGAUGAAAGUGAUCCUGUAGCCACAUAAUUACAACAAUCCAUAACCUGAUAGUUUAUAUAGUUUUUGCUUUCUUCUUUGAGGCUCAGCAUGGUUUACAUAUAAGCUCGUAAAGUGCCUGUUUGACUGAGCUAUGGUUUUAUAAACCGAUAUGUUAAACUGAUCUCUUCAAUCUUCAACGUAUUCCAACAGCUUUCUUGUAGGUUUUUCCUGUCCUAACAACUUGGUUGUGUGAUUAUGCUUCAUGGUGUUGUACACUUUCCUAUAUGCCUUUACUUAUAUUUUGUUGUUUUCUUUUUCUUUGAAUGUAUAUGAAAAUGUAUUCCUUUGUUUAAUUAGUUAACAGUGAGUCUUUCUUCAUGUCAUUUAUUUUUGUAAACAAAGAACUAUCGCACAUUUGUGUAUGACCAACCUCAUGUUUGAGCCCAUAUUUUUGCUACUCUGAUAUUUACGCUUACUGAGUAGUCGCUUGUCUUUUUUCUGGAUUGACUGUCAAAUCAGUUAUGUGAAUAUCUAUAUAUGUGAUGUGUAUAUCUCUUAUUGGAAUUUCAGUCUUACGUUUUUCGUUUUCUUCCCAAACUUUAUCCACAUGUAUACAACAUAUGUAUGUGUGAUUGUAUUUUGGAAUUAAAUAAUUUCACUAAAGUGAACGUGGAAAUUAUCCCGAAUAUUUAUAUUUAAAUAAAAUCAUCAAAAUAAAAUGGGGA